Molecule: messenger RNA, 2144 nt
Organism: Exaiptasia diaphana
Lineage: Eukaryota; Metazoa; Cnidaria; Anthozoa; Actiniaria; Aiptasiidae
Product: ran GTPase-activating protein 1
Exons: 11
Coding region: 155-1438 (427 amino acids)
Biological process (GO): nucleocytoplasmic transport; activation of GTPase activity
Cellular component (GO): nucleus; cytosol; perinuclear region of cytoplasm
Molecular function (GO): small GTPase binding; GTPase activator activity
Source: RefSeq, a predicted model, not a curated record
UCGGCGGCAGUUCAAUAAUUUCCCUGCACAUGGUUUUAUGAAAUCCUGAAAAUUUCAACCUUUGAAGUCUAAGUUCAAUUCCUAAGUUAUCUUACACAAUACUGUAUUUAAGUGAAAACUACUGGGGCUUAUUCCAGAGGUCAAUCAAUUCAAAAUGGCCAAGGAAAGUGAUGUCGGCGAAGUGACAAACYUGUUGGAAAAGACGAAAGUGGCGCAACUGAAUCUCCUGUCGUUCAAAGGCCGAAGUCUUAAGCUGAAUACUGCUGAAGAUGCUGAUGAAAUCUGUGAAGCAAUUAAGAGCUCUAAAGACAUGCAAGCGUUAUGUCUAGAGGGUAAUACUGUUGGUGUUGAUGCAGCUAAAGCCAUUGCUGAGGCAUUGUCGAAAAGACCAGAAUUUGAGAGGGCAUURUGGAGUGAUAUGUUUACAGGAAGAGUUCGGUCAGAAAUUCCACCAGCCAUGGAAGCCUUAAGCGAUGCUGUUAUUUCAUCCAAUGCCCAACUUGUAGAACUGGAUUUAAGUGACAAUGCAUUUGGACCAGAUGGAGUCAAAGCUUGUGUAAAACUGCUGACAAGUAAAGCAUGUUACUCAUUGAAGAUUUUAAGAUUUAAUAACAAUGGACUUGGUGUUGGUGGAGGAAAACUAUUAUCAAAAGCUUUGCUAGAUUGCCAUCAAUCAAGUUCAGACUUUGGAAAACCAUUAAAACUAGAAGUAUUUAUAUCUGGUAGAAAUCGUUUGGAGAAUCCAGGAGCUAAGGCUUUAUCGGAAGCUUUUAAGGUAAUCAAAACAAUAGUAGAAGUACAGAUGCCUCAAAAUGGCAUACAACACGAAGGGAUUGCAGCUCUUGCAGAGGCAAUGGCAUUUAAYCCUAAUUUAAAAGUUCUAAACUUGAAUGACAAUAUAUUUACAGAAAAGGGUGCAGAAGCUAUGGCAAAGGUUCUUCCUCAACUUSCCAGCAUUGAGAUCAUUAACUUUGGUGACUGUUUAGUUAAAACUGAUGGCGCACAUAUGCUGGCUGAUGUACUUGUAAAAGAAGCACCAAAUUUAAAGGAGCUUCAUCUGGGAUAUGAUGAAAUCAACAAAGAUGGAGCCUUAGCCAUUGCCAAGGCAUUAGMCAAGAAGGAGUUUUUAGAAAAGAUUGAUUUAAAUGGCAAUUGUCUUGGUCAAGAUGGAGUUGAAGAAUUACAAAMAUUACUCACAACACAAGACCAGCAAGACUAUCUAGGAUCCAUGAGUGAUGACGAGGGUGAUGAAGAUGAUGAUGAAGAUGAAGAUAUUGAUGAUWUAUGUGGAGAUAAUGACAGUGAAGGWGAYGSUGAUGAAGUAAGCGAUGUKUCGUUACAAGUUAAAGGAGUUAGUAUCCAGUCUAAAUCACCUCUCCUUGGGACUGACGAUGACAUUAAACAAGAACUGCAACAUAAGGCUACUGACAAGUCAUGAACAGCUUUAACCAUAAUGAAUUCUACAGCCAUUUUGGAUAAAUCUACCUUGAAGGAAUSAAUUUGCUUACACAGGAAGRGUUGAACUUAGAUUGUUAAAGAAAUAUGCAAAAGACGRAAGCAGCGCUCAGUGGCAGCCAUGUUGGUAGUACUUCAAGAAAGGUUUUCUUGUUAGUGUAUAGAGUGCAAACACUAGAACCAUAACAGCUUUUACUAAUUAAAUGGUGCUAAUUUAUUUUAAAGUAGAGUGAAGUAAAGUAAAGUCAUUAAAAAAAGAAAACAAUAYRAUUAGAGCAUACKGAGUUGUAUUAGUSUGAUAUCUAUUGCACGGCUUUUUGACCUCACUCUAAAAAAAGUAGUUAAAUAGAUAUUGCUCUAGUAAACGUUAGUAUGGUCUAAUUGCAUUACUGUUUUUUUCAGUGUAUUUACGUUACUAUCACACUUUAAUAGUCGAAUUAUGCUUCAUGGGUUGAGAGUGAAGCCYUUAAACCCAUGAAACAAAAUUUGACCAUUAAAGUGUGAUAGACAGAUAGACACAAAAGAAAACAAUGCAAUUAGGGUGUACUAAAGCUURUUAKUGUAAUACCUAUUUCACGGUUUUUUGACUUCAYUGCAAUGAAUUUCUKUGUUUGUUUUUAUUUAUUUUUUAUUGUCUAAUCUACACUAUUGCACUAUUUAGCACAAUUUAGUUAGUACUCCACACUUUU